AUGGAGCCCGGGAACGGCGCUUUGCUGGCCUUCCAAAUCCCGGAGAGCCUCGACUACCGCGGGCUGCUUAGGCCGCCGGGGGCCGAGGAGGCUGGCCGGCUGGACGCCAGCACCGCCCCCGACCCCGACGGGUGGACGGCGGAGGACGUUGACGCAGCUUUGGGGCCGGUGAUGGCCGCGACGUCGCGGGCGCCGCACGAAUGCCUCAACCUGCUGACCACCGACACGUUUUGCUGCGCCUUCAACUUGGCGAGGCACUUUCCGAACCUCGAGCGGGCUCGGCAGCUCGCCUUCAGCCAGACGCUCGCCGCGCUGUGCAGCCGAGCGCACGACGUGCUGGAAAAGGUGCCACCGACCCCCUACUUCAGCAGCGCCGAGGCGGCGGCCAACCGUUCGUACCUCGACCUGGAGAGGAAGAUCGCGGGAUCUCGCGUAUCGGGCGCAUCGCAACAUGGCGCCAUGCUGUACAACGGCGCGGACACGGCGUUGAUGGUGAAACACAGCGACAUGGGACAGGUGCUGCGGUCGCUGUGCCACCUGUGCGUCUUCCUCGUAUGCACGACCUUCCGCUGCACCGUGGCCUCGUCCAAGGAGGGCGAGAAGAGUGCGUUGCUGUCGGAUCUGGCGCCCGGCAAGAAGGGGAAGUCCGCCCGCGGCGGCGGGGCACGUCGUCGCAAGGCGGGGGAUGACGGCAACGUGAACCUCGUCGCGCUGGAGCUGUUGGCGGACUCGCUGCUGCAGCUGGCCCGCAGCGCCAUCCGGGUGCCGUUCAGCGGGGAGUACGGCGGCAUCGGCAGGCCGGACUCGCCGCUGCUUCGGAUGCUGCUGGACACGCUGCUGCUGGCGUUGAGCACGCCCGCCAUGGGCCCCGCCACCGACAAGCUCACGGACGCCCUAUCGCGCCUGAUCAGGAUCCACUUCGAGAUAAUGAGGGAUUGCAUGCAGGCUGCUAAGGCUAGAAGGAUGUUGGCCGGCAGAGUUCCGCAGGGUGGCGGCCCGGAGGCGGCCGCAGCCGCCGAUGAGCCUGGCGACACCCCGGUGGACUCGGCGAGGACCGACGACAGCACCGCCGGCCGCCACGACUCCUCCGGGGUGGACAACGACUGGUUGGUGACGCUGUCGGAGGAGCUGAAGAAGAGCCACACCGUCAACGUCGCCGAUGCGCUGGUGCUAUUGGACGGCUCGGAGAUACCUGCCGCGGUGGUGAAUGAGCUUCUGGUGCUGGUGCGCGAACGCUUCGUGCUGCAGGCGUCGGGCGGCACCGUGCAAAUGAUGAGCUCGUUGAUCCAGCUGGAGUACACCAACGUGGGCGUCUUCAUCGAGCGGAUGGCGCGCAGGCUGCCGGAGGCCGUCCUGAGGAGCCUGGAGGAGCUGAGGCAGCUGCUGGACGUGCCGUGCUACAACCUGCGGAAGUCCAUCAUGGAGUCGGUGAAGCUCAUGGUCAUCAUGGCCAAGGGUGAGGGCGACGAUGCGCCGGCGGACGGCGCCGGCGACUACGCCGCGUCAUCCUCGAAAGCGGCGCUGUGCGCGCGCCACCGUGAGACCAUGCUGCAGCUGCUGUUGGCAAGGCAGUGUGACGCCUACAUGUACGCCCGCGCUUCGCUGCUCAAGGCGUUUCAGGAAAUCCUCGAGGCCGGGGCGCUGCCGAUCCGGUGGCUGGUCACCACCGCGAGCUUCGCCAUAUCCCGUUUGUGGGACCGGGGGUCGCAGGUGCGGCAGCGUGCGCUCAGCCUGUUGACCACUCUGAUCUUGGACGCCACGACCAAGCGGUUCAUGCUGCCGCUGAACGCCGCCGGCCUCAAGCAUGACCUCGGCAUCAUCCACGCCCAAAUGGCCAAGGUCGACACCAUCCUGUCGUAUGUCGCUAGAGGCGGCAGUUCGGCUGCUGAGGGGGAGGAAACGCCGGAGCAAGCGGGGCACGGACCACGUGCUGAAGACGGGGCCGUUGCACCUGACGAGGCGCAGUCCGACCCCGCUGAACCGUCAGAUGCCGCAAAGCCCGCUGAGCGGUCCGACUCCGCUGAACCGUCAGACUCCGCAAACCCCGCUGAGCGGUCCGACCCCGCUGAACCGUCAGAUGCCGCAAAGCCCGAUGAGCGGUCCGACCCCGCUGAACCGUCCGACGCCCCAGUCACCACCCCAAACGCACAGGCUGGCGAGCAGGAAUGCCAGCAGCUGCUCAGGGAAUUGAACGAGGAGUUGGGCGAGAGCAUCAGUUGGGAUGACCGGCGCGAUCUGGACACGUUGCGCGCCAAGUUGGAGGUGGCCGCCGAGAUGUACACCGACGUGCACGAAAUCGCCACCAAGGUGGAAUCCUCCAUCCGCGUUUGCGGCGACCUGUUGAAGUCGUCGGUGGAGGGCGACCAGCGCGCGGCGAUACGGUACCUUGCCACGUGCCACCUGAUGGGGGUGCAGCCAGCCACGGAGCUCCUGCCCAGGGUCUGGGCGCUAGCCUGGUCCAACAACCAGAACGUGGUGGACGCAGUUUUGCAUGAGUUCCGCAACCUGUACUUCUCGUACGGCGACGAGGCUGCCAUCGCCAACAGCCUGGUCGAGCUGCUCUCGAGCAGCUCCCUGACCUCGUUCGCGUCCAUCGAGAAGAUCUUCGAGGUCAACCUGGCGCGCGACCAGCCGUACUUUGCGAACCUCGACCGCGUGAUGGUGGCGCUGCUGCGGAUCGCGCUGGCUCCGAACCACCAGCUGGGUCGCGACGCCACUCCGAGGGUGGCGCUGGGCGUGAUGCGGCUGCUCAUCAACUCCUCGCUGCGGAGCAAGUCGCCCCUCGCUGCGGCCAUCCGCAACUUCGACGAGAAGCGGCUGAGCGCGAUCCGCGGCCUGCUGCAGCUGUCAGCGGGGCACUCCUGCACCAUAUUCGGCGAGGUGUGCUCCAUUCUGGCCGGCGCGACCCCGUCCCCCCUGAUGGAGGACGUCGCCGCGCACAUCCUCAAGCUCUUCGUGGGCAUGUUCGGCUCCACCGACAACAGCUGGUUCCGCAUGGCGCAGUGCGUAGUCGACGUGACCUUCACCCACUGCAAGUUCGCGGAGUCGGUGUGGUCGCAGACGCUCGGCGGCAUGAUGGAGAGGCUGGGCGUGCCCGGCAUCGGCAGCGGCGCCGACAAGUCGUCACUCGGGGCGGUGCCAGGUGGGCCGCCGAGCGAAGCGCUGCCAAGCGCGGAGUCGGACACCGCCACUGCCCCUGCCACGUCGACCGCCACCGUGCGUCAACUGGCGCAGGUGAUCUUCUUGUCCGGGCACGUCGCUAUACGCACCCUCAUCAGCAUGGACCGGCUGCAGACCGACCUGAAGAGUGCACGCGCCGACCUGGAGGCCCUGGAUGAGGGCAAUUUGGCCAACGACGCAUCGAGCCAGAUGGGCGUGGCCAGCAGCGACGAGCAGGAGCGCGACCUGUUCGAGCAGCUGUGCGACAAAAGCAUCGUCUGCGAGAAUCUGCUCGGCGGUCCUGUGAGGUCGCUCAUAGUCGCGUGCCUUCGCAACCCGCUGCACUUUGUGACGCACGGCUCCUCCGGCGGCCACCACUGGAGCCGUGGGGACCUCUCAGAGCCCUCGGCCGUCCCCCAGCAGGCUCUGGCCGCGGCGCAGCGAGAGGUGUCAAUCCUCAAGACCUGCGCGGCCAUAGCGCUGUGCAAGAUGGCCGCCGUCUCCAAGCGGUUUUGCAGGUCGCUCUUCCAGCCGGAUGACGCCUCGCGCCCGGCGUGCUCCGUCCUCGAGGUGAUCAUAUCGCUGCUGCUGAACAAGCGCCUCGCGCCGGGAGCGGACAGCGGUGCGUUAAUAGGGUCGCUGCGAAACUAUUACUACCUGAGCGAGCCCGUGGCAUCGGAGCUGCGGGCCACCCUGCUCAUCAGCUACGGCGACCUGCUGUGCCGCCACCCCAACCUGCUGGAGCCGUGGAAUGACGAGGUGUGGCCCAUCCUGCUGGACAGGGACGACCGCGUGCGCGAGACGGCGGUGCUGGUCUUCACCCACCUGGUGAUGAACGACAUGGUCAAGCCCCGAGGCAAGCUGGUGGACGCGAUGAUGUUCCUGACCCUGGACACGCACUCUAAGGUCUCGGACUGCGCGCGCACGUUCUUCCACGAGGUGGAUCGCAAGAACGCCAAUACGAUCUACAACUGCUUCCCCGAGAUGGUGGCCACGCUUGCGCGCAACCGAAGACGCCAGUCCGUUAAACGCAACCUGAAGGUCCUGCAGAUGCUGCUCAAGUUCAUACGACGUGACCGGCAGGCUGAGUCUAUCGUGGAGAAGGUGUGCUUCCGCCUGCAGGCGACCGCGCCGAGCGACCGCCCGGCCAUCGUGGUGUACGCCCACGUGCUGCUUGGCCUGUGCCAGGACGAGCGGUGCAUGGCGAAGCUGAUAGCUUCGAUGCCGUUGAUCAACAGGGUGCUGCUGGAGAGCGACAUUCUGCUAGCUGCGCUGCUGAUCAUCUGCAAGCGCGCGCGGUCCUCGAACCUGGGCAGGCGCGCCGGCGACGCGGAACGGCCGGGCGACGGCGGCGAUACGACCGCCCCCGGCGCGCUCGCCGUCGCGGGCGGCGCUGCUGGCGAGAGCGCCUCGAUAAAGGACCAAGCGGAGGAGCUGAGCAGCCGGCUGCAUUCACUGUUCGGCGAGCGCAGGUCCUCGCAUGUAACCCACAUUGCGGCAAACGCCGAGUCCAUCGUCGCCGCAGCGGAGAAGCCGGGCCCUGGCGAGGACGAUGCCGCCUGUGCUGAGAACCUGUUCAUCCGCAACUUCGGCUGGGUCUCGGCGGGGACCGACCGGGACCUGAGCGACAACGAACCGGAGCCGCCGCAAGCGGGGCACAGCGAAUUGCUCGCGCAUGUGAAGCAAGAAUUGGAUGUGGCAGUCGGGAGCAGACUGGUGGAACGCGCCUCAGAGGGCACGAAGCGCAAACGGUCGGCCCAGAGCUCCUGA
Molecule: messenger RNA, 4929 nt
Organism: Babesia bigemina
Lineage: Eukaryota; Apicomplexa; Aconoidasida; Piroplasmida; Babesiidae
Exons: 1
Coding region: 1-4929 (1642 amino acids)
Biological process (GO): meiotic chromosome condensation; mitotic chromosome condensation
Cellular component (GO): condensed chromosome, centromeric region
Molecular function (GO): histone binding
Source: RefSeq, a predicted model, not a curated record